Messenger RNA from Carassius gibelio (silver crucian carp), 1142 nucleotides. RefSeq names its product synaptosomal-associated protein 29-like. Gene Ontology annotation, biological process: synaptic vesicle fusion to presynaptic active zone membrane; synaptic vesicle priming; exocytosis. NCBI's taxonomy places the organism in Eukaryota, Metazoa, Chordata, Actinopteri, Cypriniformes, Cyprinidae. The record is from RefSeq and is a predicted model, not a curated record. Gene Ontology annotation, molecular function: SNAP receptor activity; syntaxin binding. Gene Ontology annotation, cellular component: SNARE complex; plasma membrane. The transcript is spliced from 6 exons. Bases 100 to 900 code for a protein of 266 amino acids.
CAGAGGCGGAGCUCUCUGACGUCACAACAACAGUGGCGGAAGUAGAGGCGUCAGCUGACGGCGGGAGAAACAUAUCAGCCUCCAGCGCUCAAAGCAAGGAUGUCUGCCUACCCCAAAUCCCACAAUCCUUUCGCCGCCGAUGAUGAUGAUGAUGAUGAAGAGGUCUCGAAGCCUCGGAAAGGCUUUAACUUCGACGAGGAUCCGGAGGAGAGUUCUCUGAGUCCUGCGGAGAGACGGCAGAGACAGCUGCAGCAGGAAGUGAUGCGUACAGCGCAGUCAGCCGUGGACAGCAGCCACCGCUCGCUCGGACUCAUCUACGAAUCAGAGAAAGUCGGAGCCGAGACGGCGGAGGAGCUGAUUCGUCAGGGGGAGGCUUUGAAACGGACAGAGAAGAUGAUUGAUAACAUGGAGCAGGACAUGAGGACGAGCCAGAGGCACAUCAACACUAUUAAGAGUGUGUGGGGGGGCAUGCUCAACUACUUCAAAGGCAAACCUGAACCUCCUAAACCUGCACCGAAAGAGCAGCCCGUGUGCUACGAGGCCAACAGCAGGUUACAGAACGCACUCACGGAGAGCAAACAGCAGGAAGACAAAUAUCAGGCCAGCCAUCCCAAUCUCAGGAAACUGGACACAUCUGGAUUCGGAGCGUCUGCUUCGCUGGAUAACGAGUCGUCCGAUCCGAACGGACAUCCUAAGAAACAGCUACAGGCCGCCCAUCAUCAGCUGGACAGAAACCUCGAUGAGAUGUCGUUGGGUCUGGGGCGUCUGAAGAACCUGGGCCUGGGGCUGCAGGCAGAGAUCGACGACCAGGACGUUUCUCUGGACGCUUUACUCAAUAAGGUCGACACGAUGGACGGCAAGAUCAGCUCCACCAACCGGCAGCUCAGAAACCUCAAAUAGAGACUCCCACAGUGAUGAUGUCAUUUCCUGGAGGCGUGGCCGAGGAGCUGAAAACACUCGUCAACUCAAUUCUGCCUUUAUAUAAUCAUCAGAAAGAUAUCCAGCAUUGAUGUCGACUGGUUCUCAUGAAUUAUUAUUUUUUCUUUUUUUCAGGUAUAUAUUGUGUUUCUGCUCCGUCUGUAAAUCAUUGUUCAAAUGUUGUACUCCUAUGAAUGAAAAUAAAAUAAAGCGUUUUAAUUUGA